UGUCCCUGUCGUUCCGAUUGGUGUGGCGUCAGCGGCGCGUGUGGCAAUCUCCUCCUCUGGAGGGGCGUUCUGUCCGAUGGGAGGUGCCUUGGCGACACCCGCCAUCCCUGCCCCCGAUCUCGCAUCCCAGCUUCAAGCUCCAGCAAUGCCUGCUUCCAGAUCCAAGCGUCGAUCCUCUGCUCAACGCAGGAACCCAGUGCCUCUCCCGCCCAAGCACACCACGACCGAGAAGGAGGAUUGUCCUGUCAUCGUUAUUGACGACUCGGAUGCAGAGUCAGAUAUCACCUGCGACAUCGAUCCAUCCGAAGUCGUCCCGGGAAUGCCAGUGUCGCUCGCCAGUCUUGCAGUCAAUCACGAUCCUCCUGUGAUCUCGACCGGCUCCGGCUCUCUCCAGCACACCACGAGCCCCGAAUCCACCGCCGCCUCCGGUGCUCCUGACACCCCUGUCCCAGUCCAGCCCGAGUCAGUUGUCGUAUCGAGCCCUCCCGACACCAGCGCUGAAAAGAUCGUUCGCCGCUUCAACGGCCACCCUCUCCUCGAGCCGUAUCCCUUGGAUUUGCUCCCGAACCGCGGUCUCAUGGCCGAUGGGUCGUUGAAUCCAAUCAUCGAGUUGGAUCGCUCGGCCAGGAAGCGAAUUGAGACCAUUAUGGGGCACGUUACGACAAUCACUCUCCCAGACGGUCGCAUUCUCUCUGAUGCUCGUGAGGUGAUUGCUGUUUCGGAUGGCAAAGACUUUCGUGCAUAUAUGAAAGAGUCAACCGCCGAGCACGUCAAGUUUCGCAACAGCAUCAAGGCCAAGUGGUCUAGAACGUUGGCGCACAUACCAGCAGUUUACAUCAAAUUCGACGAUGUAUCUAGAGAGGUUGCAUUCAUCGAUCGUCGAGGGUAUAUGGAUAUCAUUCAUAGGGGUAUCGGGGAACCAUCUGCAGUCGAGAGAGAGAAGCAGUUACUGGUCAUGAUGGGUAUCUAUGGAAACGAUGUACAUGUACUCAGCGAGAUCCAGUGUGAGAUACAGCAAGAGAUGGCUAGACCCAACACAGAGAACAAGUACCUGAUCUUCAUCAAGGCAGCUGAGUUCAAAAAUGCUCGCAUGGAAUAAAGUUCAUAUCUCCCCA
Polychytrium aggregatum is the source of this 1115-nucleotide messenger RNA. RefSeq lists its product as uncharacterized. The transcript has a single exon. Lineage: Eukaryota; Fungi; Chytridiomycota; Chytridiomycetes; Polychytriales. The record is from RefSeq and is a predicted model, not a curated record. The coding region runs from base 77 to 1099 and encodes 340 amino acids.